Messenger RNA from Diaporthe amygdali, 777 nucleotides. Its product is annotated as glycoside hydrolase. The record is from RefSeq and is a predicted model, not a curated record. Gene Ontology annotation, molecular function: hydrolase activity, hydrolyzing O-glycosyl compounds. Lineage: Eukaryota; Fungi; Ascomycota; Sordariomycetes; Diaporthales; Diaporthaceae. The transcript is spliced from 2 exons. The coding region runs from base 1 to 777 and encodes 258 amino acids. Gene Ontology annotation, biological process: glucan catabolic process.
AUGAUGAUCUCUAGCCUCUUCGUCGCCUUCCUGGCCGGCCUCACUGCUGCCUCGCCCUCCAGCCCACUCCACGAGCGUGAGCUGAAGAAACGAGCGACCACCCUCAUCCCAGACACCAGCUUCAGCUCCACCGAGACUUUUGAGUCCUAUUUCAACUACAACUACCCAUGGGGCGACACACACAACGGUGCCGCACUGAUGUCCAAGGCACAAGUCAGCAUUAUUCACAACGCCUACCUGCAGCUCAAGUCGGACUACACUGGGCCACAAUCGGGCAACAGCAAGCUGUCUUACAACAGUGGAACAGUAUAUGCGAAGCAGAAGUUCACGGUUCAGAAAGGCGGCGGUCUCGACUUCAAGGCCAACUUCGUGGCACCCGUUGCUAAGGGUACCUGGCCUGCUUUCUGGCUCAAUGGAGCCAAUAGCUGGCCUCCAGAGAUUGAUCUGGCCGAGUGGAAAGGCACUGGCAAGAUCAGCUUCAAUACCUUCAACACAAGCUCAGAGGUCAAGGCCGUGGAUGUGACUUACCCCUCGCCCACGACCGCGUGGCGUACGAUUCUCGCAGAGCUGCGCGCUGAGUCUGAUGGGACGACGGUGAAGAUUAACUUCUACAUGGAUGGCACGCUCAUCACGACGCAGUACGGGGCAAAGAUGGUUGGAGCGCCGUUCAACCUGAUCAUUGACUACCAAAUGCUUGGAUCCAGCGGCUCUCCCGGACCCACGACCACUACUUACUUCGACGUCCAGUAUCUGAGUGUCACGAGUUACAACCCUUGA